Eutrema salsugineum is the source of this 729-nucleotide messenger RNA. RefSeq lists its product as uncharacterized. Lineage: Eukaryota; Viridiplantae; Streptophyta; Magnoliopsida; Brassicales; Brassicaceae. The coding region runs from base 1 to 729 and encodes 242 amino acids. The transcript has 4 exons. The record is from RefSeq and is a predicted model, not a curated record.
AUGGUAAACGCCGAAUCUUCUAGGGAAGAUAAUAACUCAAUUUUGGUGGUUUAUUCGCCGGAGACGGAGGAGGAGAACGGUAAUGUUGCGGAGAAACCUAGUCAUACGUCUCCCUCUACUAAGAGAAUCUCCGAAUCGCCGAUAAAGGAUAAUUUGGCUCCGGCGGCUACUCCAACGACGGGGGCAGAUAAAGGUGUAGCUCAAGUGAAAUCUCGUUGGUCGUUUUCCUCUUCCAAGAGAAGCUUCGGAAGUAGUAGAGAUGAAACCUUCUUUGAUUCACAUCAAUGGCUACAAUCAGAUUCAGAAGAUGAUUUCUAUAGUGUCAAUGGAGAGUUCACUCCAUCACGUGGAAAUACUCCAAAAUGUAGUUUCUCAGAUAAGCAUCCUCGUUUUCACAACCCUUUGUUUGAAGAAGAGAAGCCUCGCGUAUCAUUUUUGCUUCCUCCAGCACCGCGGAGGAAGAAACUAGCCGAGCUUUUUAGAGACAGUAUAAGAGAAGAACGAGUGGAUAUUUUGGAAGAGUUUUCAGAAAAUCAAAGUGAAGAGAGUAAAAAAUCAUCGGGUGAUAACUCUGGUGAGCUCAAGGUCAUUGAAGAUUCUGAAAUAGAGAAGAAGAAUCUUAAAUCUUUGAAUUACCAUCAUCGUUGUCUUCCUAGAUUAUCAUCUUUUAAAGGAAGUUUAAUGGAGAAGAGAAAGAAGAAGAAGAAGAAGAAAAGUCAUGUGAAAUGA